Messenger RNA from Closterium sp. Naga37s-1, 360 nucleotides. The record is from the annotation of a GenBank genome assembly. Lineage: Eukaryota; Viridiplantae; Streptophyta; Zygnematophyceae; Desmidiales; Closteriaceae.
AUGGCGAAUGCGGCCGAGGUUCCGACAGACGUGGGUCGGCAUUUGCGGGCGUGCCUUCGGUGCUCGCUGUUAAAAACAUACGACCAGUUCUAUGCGAGCGGGUGCGAGAAUUGUCCGUUUUUCGAGAUGGAUGGUGACGAGGAGAGAGUGAAGGACGCCACGACAGCCAAUUUCUCAGGCAUCAUUUCCUGCAUGGAUCCUGCUGGAAGCUGGGCAGCACGUUGGCUCAGAAUAAGUCGGGCUGCCCCAGGGUGCUAUGCCAUAUCGGUGACAGGCAACCUCACAGACGACCUUCAGUCUAUUUGCGAGAGCAACAAUGUGCGAUAUGUGCCAAGAUCAAAUUAUGCAGCACGACCUUAA